GGGGAAGAAGAGGACGGCAACCCGGCGGCCAUAAGGCGUUUCCUAUUGGUCUUACCUUGUCUACUCUUGACAAGACAGCCACCUCCACCAUGUACUACCAUCGCCACCGCACCCUCGGUCGCGCCAUGCGCUCGGUCCGUUCCGUGGAACUCGCCGACGAGCUGCGUGGCCUGGGCAUGGGCUCCAGCGCUGGCACGAGCCUCAAGAGCGGCUCCUCGACCAGCACCAGCGAGCGCGGGCUGCUGCGGCUGUACCACGCUAGCCCGGCGUCGCGCGCCUACGCCAUCGCGCAGGCCCACAUUCGCGCCCCCGGCGCUGGCUUCGCCCGCGAGGCCCUGUUCGAGGUCGACCACGCUCAGCGCCAGCUUCUUCGCCGGGAGUUUGAGCUGGAGCGCGCCAACGAGAAGGUGGUGGACCUUGAGGAGAGGCUCGCUUCUGCGACCGACACUAUCACCGAGCUCCGGGAGACACACGAGAUGGCUGAGGGGGAGCUCGCGUUUGCUCACAACGAGAACGACGCCCUGCGGCAGCACCAGCAGGAAACCGUUAACCACCUGCUGGAGACGUUCCAGGCCUACCAGAAGCAGCAGGCUGAGUUCGCGCAGCUGACGGCCAUGUUUGCCAACGAGCUGCAGAUGCGGCUGACCUACAUCCUGCCCUCCGACGCGGGCCUCAUCGCCUCGCGCGCCUGCAACGGCCACGCCGCCGCGGACUCCAUGGUGGUUCCCGGCCUUCAGGAGUUCGGCCUGCCGACGAUGUACGACAACAUCGCGCAGUUCCUGCCGGUCCUGCGCAUGGUGGAGGCCGCCUUCGCACGCUUCGUGGUGGACUUCCGCCCGCACAUCGUGUCGGCCGUGCGGGACUACCUCCGCAACAACCCGCUGGCGCCCUUCGACGGCGAGGCCUCCUGGCACGCGGCCUAAUUCGCCUAUGGGAGCUGUGCCCCAGACCGUGAGGAGCGCAGCCUAAACCGCCCCAGACCAGCUUAGGAGCGUUCCGUGGUGGCGUUGUACUAUAUUGUCUGCUGCAUCGAGUUUCCGUGUAGGUUAUGAGCCAUGGGAUUGUAUGAACAGUGCAUAAGUGAGUGUGUGGGACGUGUCGGGCUGGCACGGCACACACACGAUUGGCCGGUUGACUUAUGGUUGCGCGACACUUCAUCAACCACGUGAGAGCAGGCCUGAAGCUUGAGUUUGAUAAAGGAUAUUCUUUUGUUGACAGUGUACAAGCAAAGGGAUUCUUGUUGCUAGUUCGAAGCACGGCUUCGGUGACCUGCCUAACUGAACUUGUAGUGACGUGUAGUGUCUUGUGACUCCGGACUAACACUAUUACGAGAGCUGAAUUGGCAGCAAUUCGUGCUGCCCUCGCAGAAUUUGGUGGCGAGGGUAAAGAAUUUGCAAAUAAGAAGCUCACUAUUGCAUCAGAUUCUGUUGCAAGCUUGUACCUAAUAGAGGAUUUAGAAUACCUCACAAUCACAAAGUUUCGUUGACAAAAACUGUGCCACGCCAAGGGGCGCGAAAUCUGUGUCACGGGUUUGCUAAGGCGUGCACACAAAGUUAGGCGUCGCUGCAUCGAUCGUGCCCCCCAUCGCCUUAUACCCUCCUGGCGAAGCCCUCGACUACACUAGAACAGGUGAACAUGUCUCAAACUGAACUGCUUAUUCUAUUAGUUUGGUGCAAUCUACAAAAUGCGUUUAUCGCGACCACAAUUGCGUCGCUCUUGUCGACGUCGACUGUCACAAGUUGUCUCAUGCUUUGCCUUAUUCUUAUUCACCGCCUGGAGAAGCAUGCCCGGCUAGGUAUCACGUAUGGCGCGGGCGAUGCGAAAGAAUUAUACUCGCAAUACGCACCAAACGAUGUGCUGUUCAAGGCCAUGACCAAUUUCACGCCAACCCAGUUUCAAAAUCUGUUAGCAAAGCUCAUGGACCCUGCGAUGCCGAGGAGCUACAUUCUGAAGCCCCGCGAUCCUCGUGGCGGCCGUGGGCUGGCUCGGCAGCGGCGAACUCGCGGUGGGCGCCCACAUAAACUGAGCCCAGCAACACGCUUGUUUCUUUGCUUGGUGCGACUGAAAGAUGAUGAUAGGCUGGUUCGGUUGUGUGCCAUGUCAGGGCUCAACGUGGCUUCGGUCUGCGACAAUUUUUGGCACGUUUGUGAGUGUUUGUUAGCUGCUACUGAGGAUCAAAUAAGGUGGCCGGGUGCCGCUGAGCGAAAUACACUUGCACGGCAGGCCGGGGCCCUGACACGCUUUGGGGUUGUGGGGGUUGUGGACGGGACCGUGCAGUAUAUCUGUCGCCCUGGUGCCGACGAGCCCCUUUACUACAAUGGCCGCAAAAAACGCCACUUCUUGAAUCACCUAGUUGUGUGCGACUGGCGGGGCUGCAUACGUGCGAUACGCGUAGGGUUUUAUGGAAGGACCCACGACAGCGUGGCUUAUAAGUCGUGUGACCUGUACACAAACAAACAAGCAUACUUUGCGCAGGGGCAACGGCUUAUAGCAGACUGUGGAUUCAUGGGAUGUGGCAACGUGACAGUACCAUAUGUUGCACGCCCCACGCUGACACAGGGGCAACGGGCAUUCAAUAGGGAGGUUCGGAGGCAGCGCGUGGUGAUUGAGUUCCUGUUUGGAGCCAUGAAAUCAAAGUUCCGUAUUUUGUCGGGAACAUGGCGCCAUGGUCUGCACCGGGCUAAUUCGGUAUUCGCGCUGUGUUGUCAGCUUACUAACAUGUACAUGCAUGCCAACCGUCGCUACAUUCGUGGUCAGGCCUGGCGCCAUGGACAGAUGCUUGAGGGCUGGGAGGAGGCGCUUUUGCGGCAAUUUGGUGGUGACUGGUCCCGGCUGAAUCGGGUACAAGUGCGAGAAUAUUUGCAGAGCCCUGCUGCGCAGCACCUAUUUGAUAACUGGUAGAGAGAGAGGUACAGGAGUCAUGUCACGAAUACGAAGUUACACAUGUGUUUGUGGUAUCAUUUGGUGUGUCCAGACUUCGCUGCGAUAGAUUGCUGUGAGUCUCCAAUUGUAGCAAACUUGUCA
Messenger RNA from Chlamydomonas reinhardtii, 3024 nucleotides. RefSeq lists its product as uncharacterized. NCBI's taxonomy places the organism in Eukaryota, Viridiplantae, Chlorophyta, Chlorophyceae, Chlamydomonadales, Chlamydomonadaceae. The record is from RefSeq and is a predicted model, not a curated record. The transcript is spliced from 4 exons. Bases 90 to 923 code for a protein of 277 amino acids.